CACAUGCCAUUCAACAUGAACACCAAGCUUUUCAUCCUCCUUGGUUUGGCAGCCUUCGCCGCUGCGGACAGCUUUGAAUCCUACGAAUACAGACCACCGCAUAGAUCCUCUGAGGAGUCUUACGAGUCCGGCGAGGCCAAGUACGACUUCCAAUGGGCCGUGAGCGAUGACUCCUCAAGCAACGAGUUCGGACACCAGGAGGCCCGUGACGGCGACCACACUCAGGGAUCCUACUACGUGCAGCUCCCUGACGGCCGCCUGCAGACCGUCAAGUAUUUCGUGGACGGCGACUCCGGCUACGUGGCUGAGGUCAACUACGAGGGCGAGGCUUCCUUCGAGUCGGGCUCAUCCGAAUCUCGGGAAUACAGAUACGUGUAUGACUCCAAUGAGUCUAAGUAAAAACUAGUCAUAUUUUGCUAUUUGCUAACGACAACUUCAAUGUAUAUUCUUUGGUGUGAAUUUCUAUUUAUUUAUAUGUAUAAAUUGCUAUGAUUAUGAAUCUGUCCCAAAUAUAUACGAACAAAAUAAA
Molecule: messenger RNA, 529 nt
Organism: Penaeus chinensis
Lineage: Eukaryota; Metazoa; Arthropoda; Malacostraca; Decapoda; Penaeidae
Product: pro-resilin-like
Exons: 3
Coding region: 4-399 (131 amino acids)
Cellular component (GO): extracellular matrix
Source: RefSeq, a predicted model, not a curated record